AUGAUUGAUAUGUAUUCUAUUUAUUGUAACAACCCAAUAGUAGUAAACAACACUCAGUGUAGAGGACUCUACAGUUUUGUUAACUUCAAAGCAUCAGCUGUUUGUUUUACCAACCCACUGAUAACUGGCAGAUAUGUAGGGAUAUCAACAGUAAGGAAACAAGCUCUUCAACUCUGUGAGGUGGAAAUCUAUUUGCGAGAUAAUCUUGCAUUUGGAAAACAAACAAAUCAAAGUAGUGUAGAGUUUGGUGGAGUAAGUAGCAGGGCAGUUGAUGGUAUCAGUAACACAGACUAUUACGCUAACAGCUGUACCCACACUGGCAAAGAACUCAACCCUUGGUGGAGAGUUGACUUGGGACAAGUUGAACCAGUUUCAGAAAUAUACCUAGUCAACCAAGAAAACCAGUGGUUUUACAGGCAGAAUAACUUUGAGAUCAGAGUGGGCACAGUAUCUAAUAAUGGAGGAAUUACCAAUCCCAGGUGUGGUGAUAGGCAGAGUUAUAGCCUUCCAAGAGGAAAAGGGGUAUCCUUUUUCUGUCGUCCUGUAUUACUUGGAAGAUAUGUGACAAUAAGAAGCUUAAGAACUGACAGUGAACGCUUCACACUUUGUGAAGUUGAAGUUUAUUCUGAAAGGAGAGCUUGCCAAAUGCAGGCCAUAGGUGUGGCUAGCACUGACACACUUCCUGAUGCCAGCUUCUCAGCAUCAAGUGAACGUACAAAUCUUGAAGCUUUUAAUGGUCGACUGAAUGCAUUUAGGGGAUGGUCACCCAGCAGUAGUGACAGACCUGAUGAUUAUCUACAAAUUGAUCUGCAGUAUGAGUUUCUUAUUUGUGCUGUAGCUACUCAAGGGAGGUCAACUUUUAAUGACUGGACAACUGAGUACAAGUUACAGCUAUCCUUUGAUGGUUCCACUUUUGUGACUUACAAGGAAAACAAUGUUGACAAGACUUUCAGUGGCAAUUCUGGAAGACAUGACAUUGUCAAACACAAUCUCAGAGAUGUGAGGGCAAGGUUCAUUCGUUUCCAGCCUGUCAAGUUUGUUAGAAACAAAGCUUUGAGAGUAGAGGUGUAUGGAGUUCUUAUAUCUAGAGAUAUUCCAGACAUGGAAUCAUUGCAGGGUUCAAAUUGUUCUAUAAAAAGAAAGGGUUUAUUGGGUCAAUACGUGUGGAAACUAUCAAUGAUGGAAGGACCUUUUUAGGAGUAAUUCAUGGUCUGGAUAAGUACACAGAAUACGAAUUUCAAGUGUUGGCGUUCACGUCUCAUGGUGAUGGACCAAAGAGUUCAGUUGUGGUGGAGAGAACAAGGGAAGAUGUCCCUUCACAACCUCCUAGUGGCUUAGCUGUAGCAGCCAGCUCUUUUACCAGUGUUUUAGCAUUUUGGCAGUUACCUCCUGAAGACUCCAGACAUGGAAUCAUCAAGGGAUACAAACUCUUUUACAAAGAAACAGGUGGUGAUAUGAGCUCAACAACCGAAGUACUCAUAAACAAUGCAGCAAUUCGGUCCAUAUCUGUCACUGGGCUACAAUCUGGUACAGAUUAUGACUUUCAAGUGUUGGCCUUCACAUCUCGCGGUGAUGGACCAAAAAGCUCUGUGAAAGUCGUGCGAACAGUUGUAGAUGCACCUGGUCCUCCGGCUUCCCUCAAUCAUACUCUUAUAACACCGACUGAGUCACAUGGACCAAUGAUAACUUUAUCCUGGACAGCCCCUUCACAACCGAAUGGAGUUAUCAGGAAUUACACUGUGUUUUACCACCACAGUGAAGAUCCACUUAAUACUCACAAUGAGACCUUUGGACCAGAUGUCUUUAGUUACACAGUUGAUGUGUUGGGUGGAGCCACCUAUUGGUUUGACGUCAGAGCUGAGAUAAUAAAACCUGGAGAAAACGCCUCUUUAAUCGUUAAUAUCUCAGAAUACAAGCCUAAUAGUGGCCCAGCUAAGGUGUUUUCUGCCUUUGUGAACAAAACCACCUUAAACAUUUCAUGGGCACCUCUACCAAGAGAACAGAGUAAUGGCGGCAUCAUUCUGUACAACGUCAAAGAAGAGUUGUUGUCUCGGGGAACACGACAGAAAAGAUCACCUCUGAGCGGCAAAACAGUCAAUACAACAGACACAUUCAUUUUACUGAGUGGAUUAUUGCUUUGUUCGCAAUACCAAGUAUCUGUUCGAGCUUAUACCAAAGUAGGUCCUGGCCCAUAUGGUCCACCUUUAGAACUGCUGAGAACGUCAGGCCCGGGAACACCUUGGGGGUUAAAUGCAUCAAACGUUGGAGCAACCCAAGUGACACUGGAAUGGAAGGAACCAGAGCUUAUGACAAAAGAAGGUCUCAGCUAUAGAGUGAAGUAUCUCGGUAUAAAGCCUUAUAAUGGAAGCUUUAGAGAGGAAGGUGUUCAGGACGUUGGCAGUUCCACCUAUUACACCAUGAAAGGUUUAGUUCCAGGUUCAAUCUACGAGUUUCAGAUUUUCGUGAGCUCUGUUUGUGGACUCGGAGAACCCAGAAGAUUUCCUGAUAGGAUCGAAACAAAGAUGACAGCCCCGAUCUCCCCAGCUGUACUUUCGGUGACGAAUAAACGUAUUUCGACAUCAACUGUUGUGAUUCGCUUGUGGCCUGCGGAGCAAAGAAAUGGUCCAAUAAGUUCUCAUCAAGUUAUAGUUCUAAAUGUUGUUGACGGAGUGGAAGAUCUUCCGAUUGAUUUUGCUUCAAAAAUACAAGAUUCAAAUAAUUCCGAGACAGGGAACCAGAAGUUUUAUGUUGCUGCUGAGCUGAAAAAUAUUCCGGGGAAUGAAAUGUCUUGGGAAUUCAGUGUUGGCGAUGGAAAAACGUAUGGAGCAUACAGAAACAAAGAACUUCAAAUCGGAGAGGACUACAUUGUGUACCAAAGAGCGAUGACUUAUGACAAUGAUGUAAUUUUAUAUGGACCAGUCAGCAAGGUGGCAAAAAUUUCUGUCACUGAAGGAUUAGGAAGAAGAGAAAGCUCUAAAUCUGCUAGUAUUGUGCAGAUUGCCGUUCCAGUGGUUCUGGUUAUAGUCUUGGUACCAUUGCUUCUUGUCGCAAUACUGCUGUAUCGGAGGAGGAGACGGGCAGAAAAAUCGGGCCCAGGGAAAGAUAGUAAUAAAGUACAUAUUCCACUUGGCGAAUUCAGAAUGGAUUCAGUUGAGUCCAACGGAAGAACAGCUGACUUAGUUUAUCAAAACGUGUCUGAAAUUCCUUCAGAUGAAAGUGUUGGUGUGAAAGAAUCUCUCCCCAAAGAAAAAGAAUCGGUGUACAGUGAGGCUGAUGAUGGUACGCCAAAACCAAUUCCUGUGGCGGAGUUUGCUCAAUACUUCAAGAACAAAUCAGUCAAUGGAGGCAUUGUGCUGAAAGAGGAAUUUAAGAAGUUACCCAGCAUUUUGCCGUUCUCUUGGGACGUUGGCAAAAACAACAAAGUGAAAAACCGUUUUGGAAAUAUUACGACCUAUGAUCAUUCUCGCGUUGUUUUGGAGAAAAUAGAGGGUGAUCCAAAGUCUGACUACAUUAACGCCAGUUACAUUCCGACUGUUGAUGAGGAAUCAAUGAACUACAUUGCAACGCAAGGUCCAACCUCUACAACAAUCAAUGAUUUCUGGCGAAUGAUCUGGCAAAAUGAUUGUUCUGUUAUCGUCAUGUUAACCAACUUGGUCGAGCUUGGAAAGAACAAGUGUAAUCAGUAUUGGCCUGACAAUACUACGAGGUUUGGAUCCAUCACAGUAACACUACUUGGGACGCAAAGCUUCGCUGACUACUGCAUCCGAACCUUAAAAUUAGUCCAGGGCACAAAGACGCGUGAGGUUUACCAAUAUCAUUUCACCUCGUGGCCAGACAGAGGUGUCCCACACCAUUCGACUGCGUUACUUGCAUUUAGAUGGAAGGUUCAUGUUCGAAAUCAGACCACCGGCGGACCACUCGUUGUACACUGCAGUGCUGGUGUUGGUCGAACUGGUACGUACAUUGCUAUCGACGCCAUGUUGGAAGGUGCUAAGAAGAAGAAUACUGUGUUCAUACAGAAUUACGUGCAAGUGAUGCGAAAACAUCGCCCUUAUAUGGUGCAGAAAGAUACACAGUACGUGUUCAUACAUCAAGCUGUGAUGGAAGCUUUGACCUGUGGAACUACAGAGGUCACUUCUCAAAACUUGCGGAUUAGAAUGAACAAACUUGCCAGGGUUAUGUCAGAUGCCAAACAGACUGGUUAUGCAGAAGAAUUCAAGCGUUUGGAGCUCGUCAGCGACUGCCAAAGCUCAGGAGAAGAAUUUGUUGAAGCGUUGAAGCCCUCGAACCUUAACAAGAACAGGUUUUCAAAUAUAGUACCAACUCCACCAUACUUCAGUUCAAUUCACCCAUCACUUACCAAGGCAAUUUAUAAAAUGCCUGAAUUGAAAAUGAUGUAG
Molecule: messenger RNA, 4400 nt
Organism: Pocillopora damicornis (cauliflower coral)
Lineage: Eukaryota; Metazoa; Cnidaria; Anthozoa; Scleractinia; Pocilloporidae
Product: receptor-type tyrosine-protein phosphatase S
Biological process (GO): protein dephosphorylation
Molecular function (GO): protein tyrosine phosphatase activity; protein binding
Source: RefSeq, a predicted model, not a curated record